Molecule: messenger RNA, 1954 nt
Organism: Coregonus sp. 'balchen'
Lineage: Eukaryota; Metazoa; Chordata; Actinopteri; Salmoniformes; Salmonidae
Source: the annotation of a GenBank genome assembly
AUGAAUCGCCUGGAUGACAUCCUGAGGCUGGUGGACAGUGACUCGUCCCUGAUCAAGGACAGUAAGUGGGUGGUGCAGAAGUACCUGGAGCGCCCCCUGUUGGUCCACAGGGUUUGACCUGCGCCAGUGGUUCCUGGUCACAGACUGGAACCCCCUGACCGUGUAGUUCUACCACGAGUGCUACAUGCGUUUCUCCACCCAACCCUACUCCACACUGACCCUGGACAGGUAGGAGAGAACAGGGGAGGGGGAUGGGAGGGGAGGGGGAGGGGGAGGAGUGUGCGAGGUGGAGUGGAGAGAGAAUAAAGGAGGGAGUGGAGUGGAAGGCAUGAUAAAGAGAGAGAACUUGCUUAUUCACUUGUUCCACAUCAGUCUUCCUUAGGAAAUCUACAGGCAGUUUGGAGAAGAACUGAGCAAAAAUAGUAAUAGUUAAUUCUGUCCUUCUCUCUCUUUCUCGCUCUGCCUUCCUCCCUCCCUCUGUCAGCUCAGUCCACCUGUGCAACAACUCCAUCCAGAAGCACAUCCAGCCGUCUCAAUGGCGCCACCCGGAGGUGCCCGAGGACAACAUGUGGUCAUGCUCCCAGUUCCAGGCCUUCCUGCGUGCCCAGGGCCGGGGGGCGGCAUGGGGGGGCGCUGGUGGUGCCCGGGAUGCAGCGGGCGGUGGUCCACGCCCUCCAGAUAGCCCAGGACCUGGUGGAGGGGCGCAUUGGCAGCUUUGAGCUCUACGGGGUAGACUUCAUGCUGGUUUGGGACCUAAGGCCCUGGCUACUGGAGAUCAAUGCCAGCCCCACCAUGGCUCCCUCCACGGCCGUCACCGCCCGCCUCUGCCCUGCUGUGCAGCUGGAUACCCUCAGGGUGGUGCUGGACCGACGGGUGGACCCUGGUGCCUAUACAGGGGGCUUUCAGCUCAUCUACAAGCAGGUAAGCACAGGGAUAUACACUGAGUAUACAAAACAUUAAGGACACCUGCUCUUUCCAUGACAUAGACUAACCAGGUGAUUCCAGGUGAAAAAUAUGAUCCCCUAUUGAUGUCACUUGUUAAAUCCACUUCAAUCAGUGUAGAUGAAGGGGAGGAGAAAGAUUAAAUAAGGAUUUUUAAGCCUUGAGACAAAUGAGACAUGGAUUGUGUGUCUGUGCCAUUCAGAGGGUGAAUGGGCAAGACAAAGUAUUUAAGUACCUUUGAACGGGGGUAUGGUAGUAGGUGUCAGGCGCACCGGUUUUGUGUCAAGAACUGCAACGCUGCUGGAUUUUUCACUCUCAACAGUUUCCCAUGUGUAUUGGGGGAGGGUGCGCAACUCAAUAUUAGGAAGGUGUUCUUAAUGUUUUGUACACUCAGUGGACGUAUGCAUAGACAGACAUACAUGCAGAUCCUUGUGCAUUUUGCACUCAUGCAGACACACAAUUAAUGAAUUGAUGAUCAUAUAUUAUGAGUUUAUGCAAAGCAUUACCAGGUAUUAUACAGCACGAAUAAUGCCCAGUCAGGAGUGUGUGAAUGUAUCUCUCUUCCUUCUUCUCCCAGGCUGCAGUUGAAGUCCCUCAGUACAUGGGGGUAAAUCUGCUGGUGGGGGGAGCCCCCAUAAGACAAACUCGACCGCCCCUUCACAGAAUCCCUGUCAUCCCAGAACCCCCUCUCACCACACACACUCACACCAACCAUUCGCCCUCAGAGGCAGAGGACAAACCCUCCAAACCCUCCAUUCAUAGACCAUCCCCAUGCCGCCGCCCCUCGGGCAAAGAGAACCAAUCAAGGGGGUACGAAAAUAGGCAGUCGCCCACAGGGUCCCCCAAAAGAGAUGAGGGUAGAGCUCUGGGGUGCCAGCACACCUCCUCUGCUAUGAGAUCGUCUCGGCACCUCCUGUGGCACAUUAGGGGGGACUUCCACCCCUCUCACCCGAAACCCCAUCCCAUCCCAGGACCCCGCAUCGCCCGGCCCUUCCUCCCCAGUCUUCGCUAG